Sphenostylis stenocarpa is the source of this 1452-nucleotide messenger RNA. The record is from the annotation of a GenBank genome assembly. Lineage: Eukaryota; Viridiplantae; Streptophyta; Magnoliopsida; Fabales; Fabaceae.
AUGGCCAUUCAAAUCUCUUCUUCUCUUCUUUUUUCUUCUCUUCUUCCACUUUUCUUCUUCUUCUCCUCCUUGGAAAACAGCCAUGCCUCUCAGCCAACAAGGAAGGAUCCAGAAAUCAACCAUCUUCAUCUUCUUCACCUCAACUCUCUUCUUCCAUCAUCCUCUUGCACCUCUUCAACCCAAGAUUCCAAAAGAAAAGGAUCAUUGGAAGUGGUACACAAAUAUGGGCCAUGCUCCCAACAGAAUCAUGAUGAAACAAAGGUUACACACAGUGAUAUUCUGAAUCUAGACAAAGAAAGGGUGAAGUACAUCCAUUCUAGGAUCUCGAAGAACUUAGGCGGUGGUGGUGAAAGUGUGAAGGAAUUGGAUUCAGCAACCCUGCCAGCCAAGUCUGGUAGCCUUAUCGGGUCAGGAAACUACUUUGUGGUGGUUGGUCUUGGAACACCCAAGAGGGACUUGUCACUCAUUUUUGACACUGGUAGUGAUCUCACUUGGACUCAGUGUCAACCUUGUGCUCGUUCUUGUUACAAGCAACAAGAUGUAAUCUUUGAUCCAUCAAAGUCUUCUUCAUACUCCAACAUCUCAUGCACUUCUCCAGUCUGCACUCAACUCUCUUCUGCCACUGGAAAUGAUCCUGGAUGUUCUUCGUCUACAAAGGCAUGCAUCUAUGGCAUCCAAUAUGGUGACCAGUCCUUCUCUAUCGGCUACUUCAGUCGUGAACGCCUCACGGUAACUGCCACCGACGUCAUCGAUAACUUCCUCUUCGGUUGUGGCCAGAACAACCAAGGCCUCUUCGGUGGCUCCGCCGGUCUCAUCGGCCUUGGCCGCCACCCCAUCUCCUUCGUCCAGCAAACCACCUCCAAGUAUGGUAAAAUCUUCUCCUACUGUCUCCCCUCCACCUCUAGCUCCACCGGCUACCUCACCUUCGGCGCCGCCAACUCCCGCCGCCUCGUCUACACAUCCUUGUCCAGCACCUCGCGUAGCUCCUCCUUCUACGAACUCGACAUCGCCGCCAUCACUGUCGCUGGUGUCAAACUGUCUCUCACUCCCUCCCUCUUUUCCACUGGCGGUGUCAUCAUCGACUCGGGCACCGUCAUCACACGCCUCCCCCCCACUGCCUAUGCCGCCCUCCGCUCCGCCUUCCGCCAGGGCAUGUCCAAGUACCCCCCUGCUCCCGAGCUCUCCUUACUGGACACGUGUUACGAUCUCAGUGAGUACAAAGUGAUUUCCAUUCCCAAGAUAAGCUUUGUGUUCGGUGGCCCUGCCACAGUGGAGUUGCAGGCCCAAGGCAUACUCUAUGUGGCCAGCAUAAAGCAAGUUUGUUUGGCUUUUGCUCCAAACGGUGAUGAUAGUGAUGUCACCAUUUUUGGAAACGUUCAACAGAGAACCCUAGAGGUUGUGUAUGAUGUUGGAGGUGGAAGGAUAGGGUUUGGUGCUGGUGGGUGCAAGUGA